Polychytrium aggregatum is the source of this 1693-nucleotide messenger RNA. RefSeq lists its product as uncharacterized. Gene Ontology annotation, biological process: protein localization to kinetochore; mitotic spindle assembly checkpoint signaling. The coding region runs from base 96 to 1604 and encodes 502 amino acids. Gene Ontology annotation, cellular component: RZZ complex. Lineage: Eukaryota; Fungi; Chytridiomycota; Chytridiomycetes; Polychytriales. The transcript is spliced from 10 exons. The record is from RefSeq and is a predicted model, not a curated record.
CUGCUGCACCCACUCACACCCAGCAAAGCCGCCUGCUUGGCAAGUUCAACUCGAUAGGCCCCGGUAACCAAAGCUCCUCUGAAGAGAACGUGCCCAUGUUUGUUCUUGCCACCAACCAGUACUCGUGCCUGAGGACGAUGCACACCGAUCAAACAGGCGACAGGCAUUGCUACCAUGGCUGCCGCCUCGCCACGGGCAUGCUUCCGCUGGUGUAUCGGAUUGAAGACUGUGGUCAGGUCAAUUCGGCCCACAACAGCUUCUCUCUCGAGUCCGAGAUGGCCGCAUUCAAGCGCACAGCCAUCGACUCAGAUUCCGAUCCGGUUUCUUUGGCAUACGCACGAUACGACAUCUUGUCGCCACCAGAGAGCGAUAUGAUCGAGUCCUCGAUUUCACUUGAGUGCCAGUGGAAGAGCCCGCCAUCACUGCUCUCGCCUCCGUCCAUGUCUGCUUCGUUAGCGGUGCAUAUUCUGCAUGUUAACGGCGAGGCGGAUGCAGAGCACCACAACCCAACAUCCAUGCUACGCAAAGAGCUUGACAUGAUCCGAAGCUGGGGCGUGGGGACCGAGGAUCCCAGUCAACUUCAAUUCUUUGGGAAGGGUGCAUCAAUGUCAUCUCUGAUCGACCGCUUCCUGGAUGAUGCCAAGUCUCAAGGUUUUCAGAUAUCAAACUUUGCACCAACAACGACGUCGCUGGUCGCAUUGGGAGGCGAUCCGCUGCCGAGCCGCAGCGACGCAGACUUUGUCGAGAAGAUCUGGGAGCUGGUGGUGAAUCACUGCUCAGACCUCUCAGACUUCCAGGACGCACUCACCUCUGUCAUCAGCGAGCUCGAGGAAGGCAAGCUACUCCCAAUGAUCCACCGAUCCAACCACACCGGCUUUGGACAGCAAAUCCGAGAAUGUCUGGCCCUGUCGCGUAUGAAUCAGCUUGGAAAGGAUUACGAAGCGCGGAAGCAGAUGGUGCAAGGGGUCUUUGAUACGUAUCUAGAAAACCCGGGCGACUGCCUACUUGAAAUCGGUGUGUGGAAGCUGAAACGCGACUACACCCACCAUCUGAUAGGCAACGAUCUGGCCAACUGGGGCGAUUUGGAGUUUUUCUUGGACGCCAGCCACGGCAUGUCCCAGCAGAUCCUCCUGCUUCAGUGUCUUCACCAAGUUGUAGAGCUGUGGACUUUGCUCAAAGACAACUUCCUGAUUCUUCCGCUGGAACACAUGAAAGUAGUUGUGAAGGGCGCGCUGGACCACUACAAGCACAUGAUGCAGGACAUUCUGGCCGACGAUGAGCUCGGACAGAGCGAAGCUUUGCAGCGCAUCAUGGAAAACACCGUAUACAACGUGCGACUGCAGCGAUACGGCAGCGCAUCGAUCAAGUUGCUCGAGAACAUGCAGCAAGGAUUUGACCCGAGCAUAUGGAGCGUUGUAAUAGCCUGCACGCGUUCUGGUCGUGCUCAAGCCGUCCUAUUCAGCAAGGACAAUAUGCUCUUUGAUGGCGAUCGGGAUGACGGAGCCUUCCAAAUGGACACCGAUCCAGCCAAAGACUGGACGAUCCACAGCGCCGUCGACUCAAGCCGGCAGUGGAACGUGACCCGGGCCAUGCGGUGUCUCUGAUGGAUGACCAGCCGACGAGCGUGUUUGCACAAAACCCGGACUAUGAAUGGCACGGAAGUGGGUCGCUGAAGCUGACUUGAUGUGGAAUA